CUUGUACCAUUGCUUUUGUAGGUCAUUGCCCUAAAUGGAGGCAGAUAUCUGUCUAAUUUAUUUUCUGUUAAGAUAACUGGUGUUAUCUUAUCCCAGAAUUUUAAAGUUAUAUCGGUAAGGUUCUGGAGCCAUUCUAGUUUAAAUCUGGAAGCGCAGCGGACAAGAUAUAUAUUUUUCUACUGCAAAUAUGGAUUUACUAAGUUCAGAGGAAUGCCUUCUGAUAGCUCAGAGAACUCUUUCAGUUGUCCAGAAACAGAAUGUGACACUUGUAAGCUCACAUGUGGAUGCAGGACCUAAAGAUCUCAUGGGAUAUAUGGGAGAGUACUAUAAAUUGCAUUUGGAAGUGAAGGUUAAAGGCGACAAGAAGAAAUAUUUCCUAAACUAUUUUAUUAAAAGCUUACCCCGUAAAAAUAUGCCACAAAGAGAAGAAUGCGAACGCAAGGGAGUUUUUCAAAAGGAGUCGGCUUUAUAUUGCCAGUUAUUACCUAAGAUUCAGAAAUAUGCCACAAAGAAGCUUUAUCCAAAAUGUUACCACAGUCGGAAUGAUAUCCUUGUGUUAGAAGACCUAACCCAGGACUACAGACAUCUUAAGGCCAAUGAAAACUAUACCCUAGAUCAUUAUAAACUGGUUUUGGAACACAUAUCUGAAUUACAUGCAGCUAGUAUUGCUUGGGAAGAAAAAGAAAAUGUAAAGAUCUACGAAAGUUACAAAAAUGUGCUUAUCGAGUUACAUUUGGAUGCAAAUAACUCUUGGUACAUAACUGGACUCAAGGCUAUUGUUUUCUUAGCAGCACGUCAUCCUCAUUUUCAAACAAAAAAAGCUCAGAGUUUUAUUCAAAAUAAACUCUACAAUCUUUUAACUAAAGCUGAAGAACUGGUAGCACCCUCAAAGGAUACAAGAAAUGUGCUCUGUCAUCGGGAUACUUGGGAUCGUAAUAUUUUGUUCCAUUUCGACAAUGAAUCUUCAAUAUUACCCAAUGCCUGCUGCAUAGUGGAUUUUCAACUCACUCAGUACUGUUCUCCCACCUUAGAUGUUUUAUUUCUUCUCUAUAUAGUAGCCUCUGCUGAAGUCAGAAGGGCGAUUUAUGAUGAGUGCCUCGAGCACUAUUAUAAGUGUCUACAGCAUCACCUUGAUCGUCUGGGCUUGGACAAGGAUCUUAUAACAGAAAAUGACUUUAGAAAAGAGUGCCAAAGAACUCGGCUGGCAGCCCUUCUUAUUUGGGCUCUUACCGAACCUCAGACCAAAAUGUCACCCAGUAUUUCAAAUAGAUUGCGAUCCGAAGAACCGGAGAAGUUUGACUAUUACCUCAACUGCGAUCGGAGUGAAUUAUUACUAAGAGUAAUCGAGAUUCAACCUGGUUACGAGGAGACCAUAAUGACGCCUAUCAGUGAACUGGUGGAUUACCUCAUGGAGAAUAAGAAUUUAUAUACUUAAAACGCUUUUAUAAUCUCUUCAGAUAAGAGUGGAAUGCAGCUUUUCGGUAAUUUAAAUAUA
Drosophila teissieri is the source of this 1495-nucleotide messenger RNA. RefSeq lists its product as uncharacterized. Bases 188 to 1435 code for a protein of 415 amino acids. The transcript is spliced from 3 exons. NCBI's taxonomy places the organism in Eukaryota, Metazoa, Arthropoda, Insecta, Diptera, Drosophilidae. The record is from RefSeq and is a predicted model, not a curated record.